AUGACCAUCAAAACCCCACACAUCGCCAUCAUCGGCUCGCUAAACAUCGACUUCGCUACAACAACCACUCAAUUCCCCAGCCCCGGAGAAACAGUCACCGCAACAUCCUUGACAAUAAAUGCCGGAGGCAAGGGUGGAAAUCAAGCUCUGGCAGCAGGGCGCUCAUCCUUCACCACAAAGCAAACCCAAAAUGGCCUUGUUCGCCUCAUUGGCGCUGUGGGAGCCUCGUGUAUGUACUGGCCAGAACUAAUGGAGCCAGUCUUCCAAAGUUCCGCCGUAGUGACAAAAGACGUCACUCUGUGCCCCGGGGUCCAGACCGGUGCGGCAAACAUCAUUGUGGAGGAAAGCGGGGAGAAUCGCAUUCUCGUUGUUCCGGGCGCAAAUCAUGCGGAUGUGAUGAACGUGGAGUGGAUUUUGUCGCGUGUGAUGCAGACGGAGGUCCCGCAGGUUGUUGUAUUGCAGGGAGAGAUUCCACGGUCGACUACGUUGGGCCUUUUGGAAUAUUUCAAUGAGCGCGCACAAUCCCCGCGGCCGUUUGUGGUUUUCAAUCCUGCACCGGUCUUUCCUGACGGCAUUCCGCUGGAAUUUCUUAUGGGGACUGCUGUGCUUAUUAUGAAUGAGACGGAGGCCGUGCAGAUGGCUAGUUGUAUCGGUAAACAGCCUGUUUCUUCCUUGCACCCGGAGCAGUUUGCGCAGAUGUUCCAUGAGCUUGCGCGUGUUCAGAUCGUUGUUAUUACGCUUGGAGCAAAGGGCGUCUAUUUCUCUACAAAGAGCGGGAGGGUUGGAUUUGUCGACGGGGUGAAAGUUGAUGCAGUUAGAGACACUACCGCCGCAGGAGACACCUUCGUUGGCUUCUUUGGCAUGUCAUUCACGCGAUUUGUUGCUAGUCAAGAAGGAGCAGCUUUGGAGGCAUUCGAUGACAAGAUUGAAGAGGUCGUAAAGGUCUGUAAUGCCGCAGCAGCAACGUGUGUGCAACGUGAAGGUGCUAUGAAAAGCAUACCCUUUGCAUAUGAGCUGGAUUAA
Molecule: messenger RNA, 1023 nt
Organism: Penicillium verhagenii
Lineage: Eukaryota; Fungi; Ascomycota; Eurotiomycetes; Eurotiales; Aspergillaceae
Product: ribokinase
Exons: 1
Coding region: 1-1023 (340 amino acids)
Biological process (GO): D-ribose metabolic process
Molecular function (GO): ribokinase activity
Source: RefSeq, a predicted model, not a curated record